AAGAAGUCACGAUUCUAAACCCUUCUUCGGAACGACCAGAAAACUUACUUCAGCCGAGAAGACUGAACUGAACUGAUCGCCGUCGAGAUCGCCGUCGGAGGGACCGCCGAAUCGCCGUCCGCUAACUAUGAGGGCCGUUCGCCUUCUCUACCCUCUAAGACAAGUAGCUGCAUCGCCGUUGCCGCCGGUCGCGUUCUUCUCUGGUGCAGUAAUAGACACUAAAUCGACGAACUGUGCCGCCACUGAUGCCAAUACGGAAAGUCCAGUGCGCAGAAAUCGUCCGAAAUUUAAGUGGAACUCGGCUAGUUUCGUCGGCACAGUGGAACAGCCCCUUAGAGUGAAUACCAGGAAUGGCAAGACACUCAGUGCUUGGACAUUUCUCCGAGCUAAAGUCUCCCCGGAUUCCAAUAGCAGUUUUAGGGUUUUUCUUAAACUGUGGGAAGAGAUGGCUGAAUCAAAUCUUGAACGUCUUAAACCUAAUGAUUUCAUCUAUGUCGCUGGUACUUUAGAGUCUUAUAAGAAGGAUAAUAAGUGCGGGAAGUCUUAUUUAUGUUACGAGUUAACUGUGUCGGAGUUGAAUUACAUAAAACAAUAUGAUCAAGGCUCAAAAAGUCAAAAUGAUGAAGGCGUGCGACAUGAAGAAGGUGACCCUCGUAAGAAGUACAGGGAACGCCUGCAUUUGUGGCAAGUGUUUUUCGGCAGCCCAUAUGAAUGGUGGGAUAACAGGAACCAUAAGUCAAACUCCAAACAUCCGGAUUUUAGACACAAGAGUACGGGUGAGGCCCUGUGGCUGCAGGCAACAGAUCCUCCGUGGAUCAGAAAACAGCUUGAAUUUCUCGAUGGCAAAAUGGAAGAAAAAGACCAACAUUGUCAUUUUGGUUCUGAUUCUAGCAUGUCAAAAUGGUUAUAUAGCUGAAGAAGCCUUCUCGGAGGUUUACAUUGCUCCUUAUGCUAGAACACAUAUUUAAAUGAGUAAAAAAUCCGUUUCCAAGAUUCCUCUAUGCAGUUUGACUGUGAAAGGCCAGAAGAGGAACACCGAAACAGAGUAGUUUUCUUGGCAGAGAUUUAUAUUGUAUAUGUACAUAAAGGGGAAGUUAAAGCAUCAAGGCCAGAACGAAGCAAAUGGACCAUUUGUAGAUUGAAGAUACAUGUAGGAGGCAUUUGUUGGUGUUUUCUCUCCCUUUUACUUUCAGUUACUUCAGAAAACUACUUGUGCCAUAACUGUCUAUAUUAGAAAUUGGGAUGAGCUUAA
Molecule: messenger RNA, 1252 nt
Organism: Momordica charantia (bitter melon)
Lineage: Eukaryota; Viridiplantae; Streptophyta; Magnoliopsida; Cucurbitales; Cucurbitaceae
Product: protein OSB1, mitochondrial
Biological process (GO): positive regulation of helicase activity; mitochondrial DNA replication
Cellular component (GO): mitochondrial nucleoid
Molecular function (GO): single-stranded DNA binding
Source: RefSeq, a predicted model, not a curated record